Bombyx mori (domestic silkworm) is the source of this 2995-nucleotide messenger RNA. RefSeq names its product phosphopantothenoylcysteine decarboxylase (gene Ppcdc). Gene Ontology annotation, cellular component: phosphopantothenoylcysteine decarboxylase complex. Bases 224 to 823 code for a protein of 199 amino acids. NCBI's taxonomy places the organism in Eukaryota, Metazoa, Arthropoda, Insecta, Lepidoptera, Bombycidae. The transcript has 3 exons. Gene Ontology annotation, molecular function: FMN binding; phosphopantothenoylcysteine decarboxylase activity. Gene Ontology annotation, biological process: coenzyme A biosynthetic process. The record is from RefSeq and is a predicted model, not a curated record.
ACUAAAAUCUGAUAUAAUAAAAAUACAGUUUUAUUGCAAAUAUUAAGUGCAAUUAUUAAGUUUCUGAAAUACCUACCUAUUAAGUGUUUAAUCUAUGACAGUUUGUACAAGCAAGCAUGAAAUUUUAUGCUCCUAAUUUAAUUCCUGGUUUUGUUUUAUUCAAAUUGUUAUAAAAAAGAGUAUCGGAGUUUCGGCAACCGACAAUAUUUAUUACAGUGUUAAAAUGGAUGAAAAUACUACAUUUAAUGUUUUAGUAGGUGUUACUGGAAGUGUUGCAGCUAUAAAGAUACCGAAUUUAAUAAAAUCCGUGUUGGAGUUACGAAGCGAGACUCGAUAUAAUUUUAAGGUACGACUAAUAGUAACAGAACAUGCAAAGCACUUCUUUGAGUGGACUGAAAUGCCCUUGGAUGUACUAAGAUAUGAUGACUCUUCAGAAUGGGUAACAUGGAAAGGAAGAGGAGAUCCAGUAUUACAUAUAGAACUUGGAAAAUGGGCUGACAUAAUGGUUAUAGCACCAAUGGAUGCUAAUACAUUAGCAAAAGUGGCAUUGGGCAUGUGUGAUAAUUUAGUCACAUGUACAGUAAGAGCAUGGAACUUCUCCAAACCUCUGCUAUUUUGUCCAGCUAUGAAUACUAGAAUGUGGGACCAUCCAAUCACAGCCACUCACAUUUCUACACUACGAGCCUGGGGUUUUAUUCAAAUACCACCCAUAACUAAAACUUUGAUGUGCGGUGACACCGGUGUAGGUGCCAUGGCAGAAGUAGAGGCAAUUGUUGAAAAAAUCAAAUUAAUAGCUGAUAUGAAAAUGAAUAGAACACAAUAAGUAAAUAUUGGUAUCUGCUUUUGUAACUGAUCCUUGUUUAUAUAUUUUUAAUACAAAUGUCGUUGUGAAGUCAAUUUGGAAAAGUUUUUUUUGUAAAUGCACUGUUAAAACACAGCAUACUUUUUCCAUCACUGUGACCAACAGCCGAUGUAAAAAUUUGGCAUUGGUAGUACAAUUGAAUAAAUGAUUGUCAACGUCAGCAGAAUGCUAUAACUGUGAUGCAGAUAAUUUGAAAACCGUUGAGUUUAUUACACACUUAUACAUACAUAUAUUAAGACCUGAAUAUAUGAUUUAGAUCUUAAAAUAUCUAAAUAAAUCUAGAUCUAAAAAUUAGUAAUUUGGGCAAAGAUGAGUUCAACUCUUGUUUUAAUUUCCAGAAAAAGUAAGUAGUUCCUAUAACAUACAAAUUUAAAAGUAUUAAUGAUUCUCCGAGAUAAUAGUCUGUUUUAAAAAAUUGUACAUCAAUGAAAAUUUAAAAGUGUUGGUAAUUGCUCUCCGUGUAAUGAUGACUGAUUUGGAAUUUUUAUAUAGAAUGUCUGAGAUAAAAUUGAGUAAAGUGUUUCAAGGAUAUAAUUAUCUGAUAUGCAGAAAAGCAUAACAUAUUUAUUUAAAUGUGAAUGACACUAAAAUGCCCGUUGACUCUGUUGCUUCUCAGGUCUUGAGUUGUUUUUAAUUUGAAUUUUUUUUUUUUAUCAUCUCCACAUUAGUCUAUAAUGGUAGUCGCGAUGUAAUGUUAUAUUUUUUGUUUUGAUGCAAGAACUGCAAAAUGUCUAUGAGUGCAUUCAUUACGUUUAACUUUGUUUAAGUAUUUUCAUUUAUUGACACAACCAGUGCUAGUCUCGGGCAUAUUGCAAUUCGAUUGGUUAUGUCUUCGAUAAAAUACUUUCUAAUCUUUAGUUGUUAUAUACAAUUUUAUUUGAUGUUCUUCUUGUUAUUUACAUAGUUAAACAAAUGUCUUAAAAUUGACAUAUUUUCUUUAAGUCAAAUGUAUGUAGUCAGUUGCAGUUUACUGGUGAUAAGACCUUUUGUGAGUCCGCGCGGGUAGGUACCACCCACCCUGUCUAUUUCCACCAUGAAGCAGUAAUGCGUUUCGGUUUGAAGGGUGGCGCAGCCGUUGUAACUAUACUUGAGACCUUAGAACUUAUAUCUCAAGGUGGGUGGCGCAUUUACGUUGUGGAUGUCUAUGGGCUCCAGUAACCACUUAACACCAAGUGGGCUGUGAGCUCGUCAACCCAUCUGAUCAAUAAAAUAAAAAAAGUCAAUAUGACUGCAUAUAUGGCAUACAUUUAAUAUCGUAUUAAUGAAUUAUUGAGAUGGUUAUUAAAGUAAGUUUUGCGCUAACGCUUCUAGUCAUCUUAGAGGUACUAAAAAAGAGUGAGCACGAAUGACUAUCGAAAAAGUAUUCGUAUCGCUAUCGAGAUAAAGUGUAUAUAGGAUUAAAACAGCGCCCCUACCGGCCGUAAAAAUAAUUAAUUUCAGCGGCACGAAUGAAUUUACUUUCGUUUCGCAAUUGAGUUGUCACGUUCUCGAAUCUGAAAACUUAUAAUCGAGAGCACGAAAAUUGUUUUGACAUACGGUAACGUAAAUUUCGAAGGCUGGCUGGCUAUCGAGUACCUACUACUAUAUAAUGUAAUGACGCGUUUUCUUAUCGAGGACUCGAUAAAUUUACAUUACGAAUUCGAUAGAUUUUCGUGCUUGACGUACAGUUUUUUUUUAUUUUUCAUUUUUUUAUUGCUUACAUGGUUUGACGCUUGCAGCCCACCUGGUGUUAAGUGGUUACUGGACCCCAUAGACAUCUACAGCGUAAAUGCGCCACCCACCUUGAGAUAUAAGUUCUAAGGUCUCAAGUACCUAUAGUUACCCUCGUGCGUUCUGGUUUGAGCUGGUGUACGACUCACAUUUUGACCUCACGUCAAAUGUGGUUUCUACAGGUUCUGAUAACCGCUUAAAACUAUAUGGGGCGUCAGCUCGUCUGCCCAUACGCACAAUAAUAAAGCUUCGGGGUUUCUUGCGUGACGAGAGAUCCGUUUCACGAAACAUUACUAGAAAAAUUAACAUUAUUAUUUAGAUAAAAUUUCAAAUGAAAAGUUAGUACAGUGUUUAUAUUACUUUAUUAAGUUUAUUUAAAAUUUUAUUGUGAUAUAUUUGAAAUAAAAUAACUUUUUUAUAUUA